Messenger RNA from Homo sapiens (human), 9801 nucleotides. RefSeq names its product rubicon autophagy regulator (gene RUBCN). Lineage: Eukaryota; Metazoa; Chordata; Mammalia; Primates; Hominidae. The record is from RefSeq and is a predicted model, not a curated record. The coding region runs from base 675 to 3650 and encodes 991 amino acids. Gene Ontology annotation, cellular component: late endosome; early endosome; lysosome. The transcript is spliced from 23 exons.
GCCACCGACACUCGCGGGCGACCAGAGCGGCCCCGCGCCGUGACUCGCUCCUAGCGGCCCUCGCAGGAUCGGACGAGGCAUUGCAGCCGCUGUGCUAGGCGCUCGCGAGGACCGCCGUUGUGAGCAGUUCGACUUUCCGCCCAAACUGGGGGAUGCUAGACCGCGGGCACCUCUGAAUCUUAUGCCUUCAGUGAUAUAAUCCUCCGUGUCCUUCGAGUCCCUCCUGCUGCAGACAGGUCCCCUAUACUUCGGUACACACGAGCCUUUCGCGCCCACCGCAACGCAGCCUCGGGAGGCAGGACAGACCCCUGCGAGUGUAGAUUGCAGCUGCAUCCCAGCUCCCCCCUCCCUGGCACGCUCCUCCACCUACAGCUGCGCUGAGCUGCCGCAUCUGAACGCAAAGCAAACGCUGCAGUGACGGUUCCUGCGUCACCUUAACUCCAAAGUAAAUGCUAACGUUUCCCGUGUCUGUACCUUCUCUCAAUCGGCACUCUCAAAACAUCUGGCACGGUGUUCACUACCCUAAUAAGACCUCAGCUUCCCUCGGGAGGGGACAUAACAAUAUAGGAAGAGUGAACCACACACCUAUCAAGGGGCACAAGAAACUUUAAUAGUGGAGGAAAGUUUGGACUCGGAAACUCAAGAACAAUAUUUGGCAUGUCAAGGAGAAUAUCAUGAGGGAGCACUGGCAGUUGCUGGGUAAUUUGAAGACGACGGUGGAGGGUUUGGUAUCAACCAACAGCCCCAACGUCUGGUCUAAGUAUGGUGGCUUGGAGCGGCUUUGCAGGGACAUGCAGAGCAUCCUCUAUCACGGGCUUAUCCGUGACCAGGCGUGCCGCCGCCAGACGGAUUACUGGCAGUUCGUGAAAGACAUCCGGUGGCUCAGUCCCCACUCAGCCCUUCACGUGGAGAAGUUCAUCAGCGUGCACGAGAACGACCAGAGCAGUGCUGAUGGUGCCAGUGAACGUGCUGUUGCCGAGCUGUGGCUGCAGCACAGCCUGCAGUACCACUGCCUCUCAGCCCAGCUCCGGCCCCUGCUCGGGGAUAGACAGUAUAUCAGAAAAUUCUACACAGAUGCUGCCUUCCUGCUAAGUGACGCUCAUGUCACGGCCAUGCUGCAGUGCCUGGAAGCAGUGGAACAGAACAACCCCCGCCUCCUGGCUCAGAUCGAUGCGUCCAUGUUUGCCAGAAAGCACGAGAGCCCGCUCCUGGUGACAAAGAGCCAGAGCCUGACAGCCCUGCCCAGUUCCACAUACACCCCUCCAAACAGCUAUGCUCAGCAUUCCUACUUUGGGUCCUUCUCUAGCCUCCACCAAUCCGUGCCCAACAAUGGCUCAGAGAGAAGAUCUACUUCCUUUCCACUCUCUGGCCCUCCCCGGAAACCUCAAGAAAGCAGAGGGCACGUCUCACCAGCAGAGGAUCAAACCAUCCAAGCCCCCCCAGUUUCAGUCUCUGCACUAGCCAGGGAUUCCCCUUUGACCCCAAAUGAAAUGAGCUCCAGUACUCUGACCAGCCCCAUAGAGGCAUCCUGGGUCAGCAGCCAGAAUGAUUCCCCAGGUGAUGCCAGUGAGGGGCCUGAGUACCUGGCCAUUGGCAACUUGGACCCCCGAGGCCGGACUGCCAGCUGUCAGAGUCACAGCAGCAAUGCCGAGAGCAGCAGUUCCAAUUUGUUCUCCUCCAGCAGCUCCCAGAAGCCAGAUUCUGCUGCCUCUUCCUUAGGGGACCAGGAAGGAGGUGGGGAGAGCCAGCUGUCCAGUGUCCUCCGCAGGUCCAGCUUCUCAGAGGGGCAGACACUCACUGUCACCAGUGGGGCAAAGAAAAGCCACAUUCGCUCCCAUUCGGAUACCAGCAUUGCCUCCAGGGGAGCUCCAGGAGGCCCCAGGAAUAUCACCAUUAUAGUUGAAGAUCCCAUUGCAGAAUCCUGCAAUGAUAAGGCGAAGUUGAGAGGCCCUUUGCCCUACUCUGGUCAAAGCAGUGAAGUCAGCACACCCAGCUCUCUGUACAUGGAAUAUGAAGGUGGUCGGUACCUGUGCUCAGGGGAAGGCAUGUUCCGAAGACCAUCAGAAGGACAGUCCCUCAUCAGCUACCUCUCUGAGCAAGACUUCGGCAGCUGUGCCGACCUGGAAAAGGAGAAUGCCCACUUCAGCAUCUCAGAGUCCUUAAUUGCUGCCAUCGAGCUAAUGAAGUGCAACAUGAUGAGCCAGUGCCUAGAGGAGGAGGAAGUGGAAGAGGAAGACAGUGAUAGAGAGAUCCAGGAGCUGAAGCAGAAGAUCCGCCUUCGGCGCCAGCAAAUCCGCACCAAGAACCUGCUCCCCAUGUACCAGGAGGCUGAGCACGGAAGCUUUCGGGUCACCUCCAGCAGCUCCCAGUUCAGCUCACGUGAUUCGGCACAGCUCUCUGACUCUGGCUCUGCUGAUGAGGUUGAUGAAUUUGAAAUCCAAGAUGGUAGCGAAGGAUCUAACCUGACUCACAUAUCAAAGAACGGACUGUCAGUGUCACUGGCCUCGAUGUUCUCAGAUGCUGACAUCAGAAGGAACACAGCCUCAAGCAGCAAAUCCUUCGUUUCCUCCCAGUCCUUCUCCCACUGCUUCCUGCACUCCACGUCUGCUGAGGCGGUGGCCAUGGGGCUCCUGAAGCAGUUUGAGGGGAUGCAGCUUCCAGCCGCCUCGGAGCUGGAGUGGCUUGUCCCGGAGCAUGAUGCCCCUCAGAAGCUCCUGCCCAUUCCUGACUCACUGCCCAUCUCACCGGAUGACGGGCAGCACGCUGACAUCUACAAGCUGCGGAUUCGUGUUCGUGGCAACUUGGAGUGGGCCCCGCCCCGGCCUCAGAUAAUUUUUAAUGUUCAUCCAGCCCCAACGAGGAAAAUUGCCGUGGCCAAGCAGAAUUACCGCUGUGCAGGAUGUGGCAUCCGGACUGACCCUGAUUACAUCAAGCGACUGCGGUACUGUGAGUACCUGGGCAAGUACUUCUGCCAGUGCUGCCACGAGAAUGCCCAGAUGGCCAUCCCCAGCCGGGUUCUGCGCAAGUGGGACUUCAGCAAGUACUACGUCAGCAACUUCUCCAAGGACCUGCUCAUUAAGAUCUGGAAUGAUCCUCUCUUCAACGUGCAGGACAUAAACAGUGCCCUCUAUAGGAAGGUCAAGCUGCUCAAUCAAGUCCGGCUGCUGCGGGUCCAGCUGUGUCACAUGAAGAACAUGUUCAAGACUUGCCGACUGGCCAAGGAGCUUCUGGAUUCCUUUGACACAGUCCCAGGCCACCUGACAGAGGACCUCCACCUGUACUCACUGAAUGACCUGACUGCGACCAGGAAGGGGGAGCUGGGGCCCCGGCUUGCUGAGCUCACCAGGGCAGGGGCUACCCAUGUGGAGAGAUGCAUGCUCUGCCAAGCCAAAGGCUUCAUCUGUGAGUUCUGUCAGAAUGAGGAUGACAUCAUCUUUCCCUUUGAGCUCCAUAAGUGCCGGACCUGUGAAGAGUGUAAAGCGUGUUACCAUAAAGCCUGCUUCAAGUCUGGAAGCUGUCCGCGCUGCGAGCGGCUGCAGGCCCGGCGGGAGGCACUGGCCAGGCAGAGCCUGGAGUCUUACCUGUCAGACUACGAGGAGGAGCCCGCGGAAGCGCUGGCCCUGGAAGCCGCCGUCCUGGAGGCCACCUGAAGAAAGCACGUGCAGCCCUCCCUCCGGGCCGGGUCACACCUGUUGCAGAACUGAGCCACUCUUUGAAGGACUCGCCCCACCUGGGGCUUCUUUUUUUUUUUUUUUUUUUAAUUAUCAUCAUCUUUUUUUUUUUUUUUACUGACUUGUCUGACGUCUGUGUGCAGUCAGCCGUCGGCAGGUUGAUGGGUCCAGAGUCUGUGGUGACAGAUAAUUUGUAAACACCAGGUGUUUCCAUCAGAACUGACAUGCGGGUCCUUCAGUGAAGCUUCUAGUGCCUCUGUCAGUGGAAGAGACAGCAAGACCAAGUUCUUCCAGCGUCUGUGGCCUUCUCCUCUAGGUUUCACCUGCAUGUCAGGUAUCAUUUCCAAUUUUCCUUUGUUUCAGUUCUGGAGCUUCUGAGCCAGGCCUUUCUCAACCACCUCUCCUGCUGCUGAAACGGGGAUGGCGUUUUCCCUCUCCCUGUCCUGGACUGGGGUCAGACUGUGCCCCGAGGAGAAGCAGCAGAGAAUAGGACUACGUCAUGGGCAUUUCGUCCACUUAUUUGGGUAUUUUGGGGGCCACAGAACAAUCCUGACUAUCCUAGACUCCUCAGAGACCUCAGAGGCAGCUGUGAAUGUCCCUAUGUUGCCGGGAGUUCCUGUUUGAAAUAUUUGAAGCAUAGAGGAUGCCACAAGCUGACUUUCUUCAUCUACCUUGGUGAUCUUGAAGCAAAGAACAGAACUGAUGCUCAGGCCAGGCUCACCUGUAGCCUUACGCCGCAAGCAUACGUGAGGCGCCAGCUCUGUCGCUGAAGGAGCGCUUACUCAGAGGAGCGGUCGGCCCCCUCUUGGUGUUAAGGUCUCUUAGUUAACCUGGCUUUUUGGUGCAGGUGUGAUCUUUGAAGCUCAGGCAGGUCCCUGAUGCCAUCCUAAGGUGAGGACAGGAACCUCACCCACCAUCUUCUUAGCGUGUCCCUGAUGACUCUGUCCUCUGUUAGAUGGUCGUUGUGCUUCUGAGUAAAAGUACAACCCGACUCCGUUCUCUCCCCUUCCUGCAGCAGAGCUGGGUCCUUCCCUGGUGGCCGAGUCUCUCUUGCCUUAGCUUCUUUGGUCAAAGUUGGAGAAAAGCUUCCUGCUAUUAGUGCUGUUACAGAACUUGACGGUUUGUGGAUGUGAGUGUGAAUGUCCCUGUGUUCUUGGGAUAACAAGAGCCUUUAUGCCAAUUAUGCACUUAACUCUGUGUAGCCUGGUAAUGUUUAUCUGUUCAUUUGAUAAUGCUGAUUUUAGUGUGCUGCCCCCCUCCCCCCGUUAAUGUGUGUUGAUGGUGAAGUCCUUUUGAUAAUGCUGAUUUUGGUGUGCUGCCUCCCCCUUCCCCCCCGUUAAUGUGUGUGUUGACAGUGAAGUCCUUGGGUGGGGCCAUGUGUGUGUUUGUGAUGUUCCUUAAGUUGAUGCAGCUUCUAACCUCUGUGAAAACACUGGUCAGAGUGGCUUCUCCAAGAGCUGGCAGCUCUGUGAACUAAAGCCUGCAUCAUUUUUGUUCUGGGAUUGAAUUCUGCCCAUGGGCAUGUCUUCUCAUAGUUGCUUGCUGGUAGGAAAGAAAUGGGCGUGGGUGCUGCCCUGGAAGCUGAGCGGAAAGUUGCCUGUGGUUGGUGGAAGCUGAUGAGAGCUUGAGCUGGCGGUAAGAAGGAGUCUCCCAGGGAAGUGGGAGAGGCAUUAAGGUGAUGGCCAGGGCUGAGGCUCCACCAGCGUGAGAGGGAACAUGUGGGAACUGGCCCCUGCCCUUGAUUCCUCUGCCUCAAAGUUGGGAUCUGAAAGCCAUGUAGGGCUAGAAGACCCUGAGGCUGUUCUCCCUUCUGUUCAUAGUGAGACUCAAAAAGCCAAGUCCCAGAAGUUCUGAAGGGCUGUGACUAGAAGUGCCCAGGUCCUUCAGGGAGCUUUAAGAAUGACCCCACAGAACUCAAGUUUAACUAGGGGUUAGGUCCCAGAUUCAGACCCAGGAGUUUAUAAAAAUGAGCUCUACUUCCAGUUUUGGUUUAAAUUACACAUCCAGGCCAGGCACAGUGGCUCACACCUGUAAUCCCAGCACUUUGGGAGGCCAGUGCGGGCGGAUCAUGAGGUCAGGAGUUUGAGACCAGCCUGGCCAAUGUGGUGAAACCCUGUCUCUUCCAAAAAUACAAAAAUUAGCUGGGCGUGGUGGCACACGCCUGUAAUCCCAGCUACUUGGGAGGCUGAGGCAGGAGAAUCGCUUGAACCUGGGAGGCAGAGGUUGCAGUGAGCCGAGAUUGCGCCACCGCACUCCAGCCUGGGUGACAGAGUGAGACUCCGUCUCAAAAAACAAAAAGGUGACACAUCCAGCUCUUUCUCCAGGUCACUGCGCUGGAGGACAGAUGUGCCGUCUUGUCCUGCCUGUUUCACAUCAGCAUAGGAUCAAAGGAUGACAAUGCUGACAGCUUCUGAAGCCGAACUCAACAGUCUCAUAGGCUCCUCACUUGUCACUUAUUUUUCCCUAGCUCCCUCAACCGCACCCCAUCCCUUUAGAUCGUGCGUCUGUUUUAGUGACUCUGACACGAUGCCGUCCUCACCUUCCAAAUACCCAGUUAUUUAUUCAAGAGGGGGGAAGUGGGUAGAGGAUGGGAUGUUUUGGAAGCACUUUGCAAGUUACCACUAUCUGAAAAUCCCCUGCUGUUGCGGGGAGAAGCUUUGAAUGCACUGAAGAGAAUUCCUUCUAAAUGAAGGCAGGUGAUAGUGUUCUUUCUGUAAGUAAAGGGAAAGAAAAAAAACAUAGUUUGCUUACCAGGUGGAGACAAGAUUCAAGACAUAGCAGAAGAGUGGAAGACAAAUAUUUUCCACUUAAAUGAGGCUGUUUUUGACGUUCUCUGCCAAGGAUUUAGAGCUUUCGUUGAACUAACAUAAAAGGAGUGCGAGUCUUAGUAGAGAUGUUCCGUGUGUGCCGCCCGUGCUCUGAACUGCGUUUCCACCUGCUGUGGUGCUUGUGCAGCCUGGCAGUUCAUUGUCAUCUUUAAUAAACUAAGGAAAUAAAAUUCUGUCUUUCGUCAGCCUGCCUUGACUGUCAAGAAAUGGCAUGUGUCCACUGUAAAGCAGGUAUAUCUGAACAUUGAGAAGGUUUCUGUGUUAUAAUGUAAAGCAAACUGGACCACACACAUCAAGGAAAGUGAGGUGGAGUGGCUGUGUCUCUAACUUGCCAUGAGACCUCGAGCGAACCACUUCACUUCUCUGGGUUUCUGGUGCAUGGUGUAACUGUCACUUAAAAUGAGGUGUCUUCCUCUCCGCAACAUCUGACUUGCCUUAGAUGCUUCAGUUCCCACUUCUGUGAGCAGCUAGCAUCUUUCUCUUCUGCUCCUGGCCCACUGGAGCUCCAGCUCUACGCUGCAACUCUCUCAACAUUUCCCCUUAAAUGUCCCCUUGUCAUCUCCAACCAGUGUGUCUAAAACCAGCAUAAAUUCCGUAUUUCCAAAAACCUAACCAUUAGUCACCCAGGUUUGAAAAUUAAUUGUCUUCAACUUCCUCUGUAAGUGGCACACUGAGCUCAUCACGCAUCGUCUCAUUCCUACUCCCUGUCAUCAAGUUCUGUGGAUGUUUUCCUCUAAAAUAAAUCUCUCAUUACUUUUCUGCCACUAGCACACAAAUUCAGGUGUUCUUGAUCAUACAUUAUUUUCCUCCCUGCGCCUCAGUGGAACAAUGAUUAGAAGCACCUUGUGGGAUGAGGAGCCGGGCGCGGUGGCUCACGAGUGUCAUCCAGUACUUUGAGAGACCAAGGCAGGGGGAUCACCUGAGGUCAGGAAUUCAAGACCAGCCUGGCUAACAUCACAAAACCUCAUCUCUACAAAAAUAUAAAAAUUAGCCAGGCAUGGUGGCAUGUGCUUGUAAUCCCAGCUACUCGGGAGGCUGAAUCAUGAGAAUCACUUGAACCUGGAAGGCGAGGGCUGCAGUGAGCCAAGCUUGCUCCAUUGCACUCCAUCCUGGAUGAAGAGCGAGACCCUGUCUCAAAAAAACAAAACAAAACAAAAAAAGCACCAGCACACUGUGGCAUGAGGGGCGGGAUUGUGACCACCUCUACCUCCCCUCUUAGUGCUCACCAAGUCUCUGCAGUAGUGAGCGUGUCCUCAUCUCCUGUCUUCUCCCUCAGCUACUUUGUCUGCAACUGCUCCUGUUGUGUUUGUCCAGCAGUCAUCAUCAGAGGACACACAUCCCAAAUGUCCUUCAGUCACUUUAUUAUUAAACUGCCAGCUCUUUCCUUGCCAGGGACUAAACCAGGAGAUAAGAUGAUAUUUAUAUGCUGUAAACACACCCUACAUAUUUAAAAAUCUUCAUAUUUACAAAUUAAACUGAGAGGAGAAUGAAAAAGCCAUGUGAAAGACUGCUGAAGUUGAUAAAAUGUUCAAAUGUUUUUCAACUAGAGAUAGGAAAAUAGCUUACAGUACAAAACCUUCACUUUGUUCUAAGGCCCUUUUGUUCAUUGUUACAAACUGGUGUAGUUCACAGGAAGCCAAAGCUUGAUUUCCAGUAAGUUCCCAAACUUCUGUUCUCAACAUUUAACUUAGAUUUUAGAUGAUCAUAUUCCAAAAUUGGAAAGACUGUUGAAGAGGAAAACAAGGACCAUUGAUUCACAAUGGCAGCCCAGCAUUUAUUUAUUCAUUCAAUCAUCCGUCAAUCCCAAACAUCUAUAGAUGCCUCCGUGUUCCAGACACCAUGCCAGAGCUGAGAGUACAAAGAAUCACAGAAUAUUGUUUAAAGAUGUUUACUGCAGCAUAAUUUAUGAAAGUAAAAAGUUAAUGGAAAAUAAAAAAAUUGAUGCAACCAUCAAAAUGACAGUUAUAAAAAUUAUGAUAGUGAGCCGCACACAGUGGCUCACGCCUGUAAUCCCAGCACUUUGGGAGGCCGAGGCGGGCGGAUCACGAGGUCAAGAGAUUGGGACCAUCCUGGCCAACAUGGUGAAACCUUGUCUCUACUAAAAAUACAAAAGCUAGUUGGGCAUGAUGGCGGGCGCCUGUAAUCCCAGCUACUCGCGAGGUUGAGACAGGAGAAUUGCUUGAACCCGGGUGGCGGAGGUUGCAGUGAGCCGAGAUCACGCCACUGCACUCCACCCUGGGCAACAGAGUGGGACUCUGUCUCAAACAAAAAAAUAAAUUAUGAUAGUAACAUGGGGAAAAAGUCUUGUAAUACAAUGUUAUGUGAGAAGAAGUUAGAAAAAGUGUAUGUCAAAUAUAUAUUUAUUAGUCCAUACAUACAUAAAUAAAUGACCAAAUAAAUAAAUUCUCACAGAAGAAUUCUAAACAAAAUACGUAAAUUCUCCCAGGAGGUGGAGUUUAAUUCCUUCUCCCAUUGAGGGUGGACUGGAAUUAGUGAUUCACUUUUUUAAAUAAAAGGAUAUAGAAAGAGGAAAAUAGCAACUUUAGAGUAGAGAGAGCUAACACGACCUUAACCAAGUAAUCAACGUUAACAUCUCCAAAGAUGUCAUUGGAUGUCAUGUACCUACUAAUACAAUGAAAGGGGUACAUCUUCCCUGACAUUCAUUCAGAAACCCAUAACCUCAGUCUAAUCAUGAGAAAAACAACAAACAACAUAAACACAGGAGCAAAAUUCGAGGAACUUUCUACAAAACACUUGACCCUACUCAAAAUUGCCAAGGUCUCGAAAACAAGGAAAGAGAUGCCGUCACGGACGAGAGGAGACUAAGCAGAUACGAUGACUGAAUGCCAUGUGGGAUCCCGGGUGGGAUCCCGAAAUGGAGAAAGGAUAUUAGUGAAAAAACUGGCAAAAUCUGAAUACAAUUUGGAGUUUAGUUAAAAGUAACAUACCAAUGUUGGUUCCUUAGUUUUGGGAAAUGUCCAGUACUACAGUAAUGUAAGAUGGUAACAUUAGGGAGAGCUGAAAUCGGGUGAGGGCUAUGUGACGAAUUUGUACUAUCUUUGCAACUUUACUGUGGAUCUAAAAUUAUUCCAGAUUAAGAAGUUUACCUAUAUAAAAAGCAUAUGUACAUCAUAAUUACAGUUAUGCAAAAAUAUGGUUAGAAAAAAUACAUAAGGAAAACAUACGUAAAAAUUAGUGUGGUUCUGUUAGAAUGGUGGCAUUGUGGAGUAUUUUUUCCUCUUAUCUGCUUACUGAAUUAGCUGUAAAUGAGUCAUUUUCCAUAAAUUAAAGAGUUAAUUUUA